Molecule: messenger RNA, 588 nt
Organism: Aspergillus japonicus CBS 114.51
Lineage: Eukaryota; Fungi; Ascomycota; Eurotiomycetes; Eurotiales; Aspergillaceae
Product: putative TBP interacting domain protein
Exons: 3
Biological process (GO): homologous chromosome pairing at meiosis; meiotic joint molecule formation; meiotic strand invasion involved in reciprocal meiotic recombination
Cellular component (GO): DNA recombinase auxiliary factor complex; condensed nuclear chromosome
Molecular function (GO): double-stranded DNA binding; recombinase activator activity
Source: RefSeq, a predicted model, not a curated record
GCCAACGAAAUAUCAGCCAAUUUACACACAGAAGUCACCAAGUCGUAUGCCGCCAGAGCAUUACGAGACUUGUGGCACAACAAGCAGAUUGAAGGACAGACGGCGGGAAAACAAGUAGUGUAUCACGCUUUACAAGAAGCUUCCAACAAGAUCACAUCAGAAACCCUCGUGACCCUGGAUGAGUACAUUGAGAAAGCUCAGGGCAGGCUUUCCAGUCUUCAGAUCCAAAAGAAAAAGGUACGAAUGGAACUGGCAGCCCUUGAUGCGAAACCUUUACUGUCUGAGCUUCGUCGAGAUGUGGAUCAACUGGGUCGAGAUCAAGCAACGGCCCGGACAUUCUGGCUCACGGUGAAGGGGAAUGCUUCAAUGCCCGUGCCCGGGCAUAUGGUAAGAGCAGGUGCCGAAGAGGAUUGGAAGCGCUGGAAUAGGCACGCUAGCAGUCGCGCUCGGAUCUGCCGUGAUCUAUGGCGGAGGUGCUUGGAUGCGUUGCCAGGCGACACAGCUUGGGAAGAGCUCUGGGUAUGGGGGAUCAUGGUCUCAUUUCCAGUCUUGAAUGAUUCUGAUUGGUGGCUACGCAGGAAUCACUAG